Molecule: messenger RNA, 1547 nt
Organism: Lonchura striata (white-rumped munia)
Lineage: Eukaryota; Metazoa; Chordata; Aves; Passeriformes; Estrildidae
Source: RefSeq, a predicted model, not a curated record
UGGCUCCAUGCUUUGCUGUCACACUGAGUGCUUGCCCUGUGAACUUUGCCCAGCUCCAGAGGGAUCUGUACACUGCCUGAAAGUCAGCCUGGACUUAUGGUAACCUUCCCUGAAGGAAGGCAGACCUGGGACACUGUCAGGGAGGAGCUGACAGGUAUUACAAAGGGUAGAAAACAUCAAAGCAGACCUCACCUGAUAAAUACUGUGGGACUGUUUCUCAGGUGUGCCUCACAAAUACAGUGAUUUCAGAGUGAUGCCAGUUACUGUUAUUUAUUGGCACUGAACACUGGAAGCUCUCGCUACACCUAUGCUUGCAAUAAAUAAUGCAAAGGUGAAAGUAACUGCAAAGAAUCCCUGGGAGACAGGUGACUGAUUCUUUAGGUGUACACCCGAUUCCUUCCCCUCAACCUCUGAUAAAACAUCAUUUAUCAUGAGAACAUUUAUUAAAUCCUGCAUUCCUCAGUGUUUGUGGAUUCUCAGGUCACCUUCCACAACAUUCCAUGGAAACAACAGACUUCUUACAUCUCAGAUUAUUUCCCAUUAUGAAUCUAUAAACCAGGGUAAAAAGGAACUGCCAGAAUAUUUCAACUUUGCAAGUGAUGUCUUAGAUGAGUGGGCACGACUGGAAAAGGAUGGAAGAAAGCCAGCAAAUCCAGCUUUUUGGUGGGUCAAUGAGGAGGGAGAGGAGGUGAAGUGGAGCUUUGAGGAGCUGGGCUCUCUGACCAGGAAGGCAGCCAAUGUCCUUUCUGAGUCCUGUGGUUUGCAGAGAGGAGACAGGGUUCUGGCAGUUCUGCCUCGUGUUCCUGAGUGGUGGCUCCUCAAUGUGGCCUGCAUGCGAGCAGGAAUUGUCCUUAUUCCAGGAACAUCUCAAUUAACAGCCAAAGACAUCUCAUAUCGACUGCAGGCUUCAAAAGCCAAGUGCAUCGUUACCAAUGACACGCUGGCACCUGCAGUGGAAUCUGUCCUGCCUGGCAGCCAGUUCCUGAAAAGUAAACUCAUUGUAGGCCAAGGGAGCAGGGAUGGGUGGUUGAACUUCAAAGAACUCCUUGCGGUUGCAUCUGCUGACCAUAAAUGUGUCAAGACGAGGAGUCAAGACCCAAUGCUCGUGUAUUUUACCAGUGGAACCACGGGCUUCCCAAAAAUGGUGCUGCAUUCCCACAGCAGUUACGGCAUUGGAUUUGCAACCACUGGCAGGUAUUGGUUGAACUUGACUCCUUCAGAUGUAAUGUGGAAUACCUCUGAUACUGGCUGGGCAAAAUCAGCCUGGAGCAGUGUUUUUUCACCAUGGAUCUGUGGAUCCUGUGUCUUUGUACACAAUAUGCCACAGUUUCAACCAGAAGUUAUUGCAGAGGUGAGUAAUCCCCACAUCUCAAGCAAUCCAAAGGUACCAGAAUGCCUACUCCUCUUCCCAGGUCUUUUUCAAAACCACUCGGCUGGAUGAUUCUCCUCAACAUUGGCCUCUUGUGUGGGGCAGAAACUCUAACUUUCCCAAGAAUAAUACUGGAAAACCUGUGGUAUAGUUCCCUAUCACCAAUUAGGUUUGAGCC